AUGCUGCACGAGUGUGCAGGAUCCAAAGUGUGGCUGGUACCUGAGACAAAAGGUGCMGUCCCUCAGGGAGGUUACGGCCACAGCAGCACGUUCGACAGCUCCAGCAGCAGCGUCUACGUCCAUGGAGGCUAUAAAGCUCUCCCAGCCGGCAAGUACGGCCUUGUGGAUGACCUCUACCGCUACGACGUGAACACRAGGACGUGGUUCAUUCUGCGAGAAAGCGGCUUUCCACGGUACCUGCACUCUGCGGCGCUUCUCAGCGGCACYCUGCUCGUCUUCGGCGGCAACACGCAUAAUGACACGUCACUCAGCAACGGGGCCAAGUGUUUCUCUGCUGACUUCCUUGCAUACGACAUCGCCUGUGACAAGUGGACAGUCCUCCCCAAACCAGACCUGCACAGGGACGUCAAYCGCUUCGGCCACUCRGCUGUCGUUAGCAACGGGUCUAUGUAUGUGUUCGGAGGGUUUUCCAGCGUUUUGCUGAACGACGUGCUCGUGUACCGGCCUCCCAGCUGCCAGGCCUUCAUGGCAGAGGAUGGGUGUGUGAAAGCCGGGCCGGGGGUCCGCUGCAUCUGGAGCAGAGGACGCUGCGUCCCCUGGGAGCCCAGCAUGGCCAAUGGCAGCUUCUCUCCGGUACCUUUCUGCUCCUAUAAAACAGUGACAGUGGAUGAAUUGUGCUAUAAGUUCUCUGACUGUGGCAGCUGUGCGGCAAACACCAAAGGCUGCCAGUGGUGCGACGACAAGAAGUGCAUCUCCGCCUCCAGCAACUGCACCACUGGCGUGAAGAACUUCACUGAGUGCCCGGUGCGCAUCGAGCAGGUGUGCAGCAAGCUCGCCAACUGCAAGAGCUGCUCGCUGAAUCUCAACUGUCAGUGGGAGCAGAAUCACUCACAGUGCCACUCUUUGCCUGCCCAGCAGUGCAGUGAGGGUUGGAGCCAGGUGGGCGACGCCUGUCUGAGGAUCAACUCCAGCCGUGAGAGCUACGACAACGCUCAGCACUACUGCAAGAACCUCAACGGCAACAUCGCCUCACUCACCACCUCCAAGCAAGUCGACUUUGUACUUGAAGAACUUAAAAAUCUUCAGCAGCAAGAGAAGCGACUGUCUCCCUGGGUGGGCUUGAGGAAGAUCAACGUGUCGUACUGGGGUUGGGAGGACAUGUCCCCCUUCACCAAUAGCAGCUUGCGCUGGCUGCCUGGAGAGCCCAGUGACUCUGGUUUUUGUGCCUACUUGGAGGAGCCUCAGGUUUCAGGCCUUCGGGCCAAUCCGUGCACUGCGACCGCUCAUGGCCUCAUUUGUGAAAAAGCCACUGGGAACCCCAAUCAGAGCAGUCGUGGGUCUUGUAAGAAGCCUUGCUCGCUGCACACAAACUGCGCCAACUGUACCAGCCAAGCAAUGGAGUGCAUGUGGUGUGGCAGCACACGGCGCUGUGUGGACUCCAAUGCAUAUGUGAUCUCCUUCCCCUAUGGCCAGUGUUUGGAGUGGCAAACUGCAGAGUGUAUGGCUCAGAACUGUUCUGGACUGCGGACGUGCUCCCAGUGCUUGGACCAGCCGGAGUGUGGCUGGUGUGGGGACCCCAGCAGCACAGGGAAGGGCCUCUGCAUGGAGGGCUCCUAUCGGGGGCCCAUGAAAAGAGUGGCAAAGCAAGGCCAGCAGAGCCAAACCCAUGACAUGAACCUGGAGCCCGCCAGCUGUCUCAAAGACAAAGGCUUUGAGUGGGCCUUUAUUAACUGCCCUGCAUGCCAGUGUAACGGCCACAGCACGUGUGUGAACGGCAGCGUGUGCGAGCAGUGUCGCAACCUCACCACCGGUCCACACUGUGACACCUGCAUGCCGGGUUACCACGGCGACCCGACCAAUGGCGGCAAAUGCCAGGCUUGUAAGUGCAACGGUCACGCAAACGUAUGCCAGGUGUUAACGGGCAAGUGCUUCUGCACCACCAAGGGGAUCAAAGGAGACCAGUGCCAGCUAUGUGACUCAGAAAACCGUUACCUUGGCAAUCCGCUCAGAGGAACCUGUUACUAUAACCUCCUGAUUGACUACCAGUUCACAUUCAGCCUCAUCCAGGAGGAUGACAAGCAUUACACCGCCAUUAACUUCAUGGCCUCACCUGAGCAGGCAAACAAGAACUUAGACAUGUCCAUCAAUGCAUCAAACAACUUUAACCUCAACAUCACGUGGUCCGUGGGCUCAACAGCUGGGACCAUUUCUGGAGAGGAGGUUCCCAUUGUGUCCAAAACGAACAUUAAGGACUACAGGGACAGUUUCUCCUGUGAAAAGUUCACCUUCAGAAGCAACCCCAACAUUACCUUCUACGUGUACGUCAGUAACUUCUCAUGGCCCAUCAAGAUCCAGAUUGCCUUCUCCCAACACAACAGUAUCAUGGAUCUUGUCCAAUUCUUUGUGACGUUUUUCAGUUGCUUUCUGUCUCUGCUCCUGGUGGCAGCAGUGGUGUGGAAGAUCAAACAGACCUGCUGGGCGUCACGACGCAGAGAACAGCUGAUGAGAGAGCGCCAGCAGAUGGCCAGUCGUCCAUUUGCAUCCGUCGCCGUUUCGCUGGAUGCCAGAGGAGAGCUAACAGAAGUCCUGCAGCCUUUGGUUGAUGGUGCGCCUAAACCAGUUGCAAUGGAGCCAUGUUUCGGAGGGAAGGCUGCUGUGCUAACUGUCCUCAUGCGUCUCCCGUCUGGACUUUCUGACCUGCCUCCACCUGGACAGUCAGGACUGAUUGUCGCCAGUGCGUUGGUAGACAUCUCACAACAGAAGCCAUUAGAUUUCAAGGACAAGUCCCAAGCUUUAAAGAACCGAAAAGCCCUUCCUCCAGCUCACCAAGGGACCUGCGUCUGACUCCAUCCGGCGGUUACGUAUCAGACCGACCGCCUUGUCAUUCCAGCAUGUCUCAGGUCCCGCGGCUGGAAGCCUUUCCACAGACUUGACAUGCCUAAGUGACUUGUAGGAGAUUUGUUUUGGCUGCUAACAUUCACCACUACAGUUCCCACUUCGCGUGAGCGCAGUCCCUCAUUUCCGAAUAUGCCGACAUCAGAAAUCCACAGCAGUGACCGAUCCAGGCCGGGCUUCAGUUUCUUCACUUUCGCUCGGACAGCUCAGUCUACAUUUAACGAACAUCUGUCAUGUUUUCCACAAAUUACGGCAGAUCCCGACUCAUUGAAGUACGACUGAUGAAGGUUUUUUUUAUUUGCAAAACAUGAAGGAAAUGUAAAUGCGCAUUUGGGAAUGUCACAAGCUGACCAAAUUUCCUCAUAUGAUCAAAAACGGUUAUUAGAUGUCCAAUAUGUGCACCCUGUAUAAUUUUGUACUUUUCUUUUGCGCACCCGUAAGUGGUACAUUUGGGUGCCAAAUCAUUCAGAUUUCCCUGGUUUGUCUUUUUUUGUUGUAAAGAAUUUAGACUUGAAAAGGUCUCAACUUAACAACCCACAAUUAUAUUGCAAACCAUGACAACUUGAGCAUUUUCUGCAAUUUCUAAGCAUAAUUGUUCGUUUGCAUAAGACUCCUCCACCAAGCAAAAGCUAAAGUCUGUAUUUUCUGUGGGAUACAUGAACUAAUGCUGCAGAGGAGAGAGUCCCUUCUCAUGACAUGCCGGAUGAAGACGUGAAGGAGCCACGAACUAAUCAUUCGUCAUUGAAUUAUGGCAUGAAAUUCUAGAACAAGUUCGAUGCAUUUUAUUUGGGAAAAAUGUAGUUAUGUUUUUUUUUUUUUUCUCGGUGUAGUCACUGUUCAAUAAACAGAAAAAACACUGAAGUUACUGUAGUUUGUAAUGAAAAGUUUUGGACGUUUUGACGCUUUUGAACUGAGAUUGGGAUGGUGGAUGGCUGCUCCAGAGAAGUCCUGCUCUUCUAGCUGUUUACUAGUUUGUUUUGUAAGUUUUAUAUGGGAAAAAAAAGAAGCUAUAACUUUAUUUCACCUUUUAAGUACAAUGAGUUGUGCUAAUAAUAAGAAUGCCUUGGCUCUUCAUGAGCUCAGAUGGGAGCAUGAAGAUCUGAAGGAGCUUCUCAGCUGUACAGUGUCUCGUUGGAACAAAUGUGCGUCGUCUUUCACAAUUGUUUUUUUUUUUCCGUCAGGUUUUUAUGAAACUGGUGAAAACCUUUUGUUAAUUUCAGGCCUUGUCACCUGAUACUAUUAUAUCUAUAAUAAAUUAUCGGUUUGCUACACUUGUGAGGAGCUUUUCUGUUACUGUUUUUGUAUUUAACAGAUUCCUGUUUUCUUGCACAUUCUCGUUGACUUCAAACCACUUGUUCUAAUGUCAGCCCCCCUUUUUUUCUAUUUGUGCAUCUUUAUAAACUGUUUGGGCAUUGUCCUGCUUUGUGUCUCAGAAGUCAUGAUGUCAGCUAAUGUAUUUUUUUCUUAUUUUUAUUUUGUGUUUGUAGAGUAAUCCUUUAACCAUGUCUUUGCACAGGAAUCAGGCUCAUGCUGUUCUGUGAAACAGAUGACAAACUUGCAUAUCAGUCAUCGCUAGUGUAUUGGAAAGAUGGACAACAUGCCAGAAAAUUAAAAGAAAAAAUAUCGAAACAAAAAAAACUUUUUGCAGUAAACUUUAUUCCAUCUCUCACAGUAUGUUGAAGUUACAUGUUUUUUGUCUUUCUGAAAUGGAUCCAUAUUUAGUUUUGACAGUAGACUGGGAAAUAUUUGCUGCAGAUGUAAAAACAGAGUAAAAAUACUGCAGGGUGUUCAGUUUUUACAAAUGUAAAUAAAUAUUGUCAAUCGCA
Poecilia reticulata (guppy) is the source of this 4721-nucleotide messenger RNA. The record is from RefSeq and is a predicted model, not a curated record. NCBI's taxonomy places the organism in Eukaryota, Metazoa, Chordata, Actinopteri, Cyprinodontiformes, Poeciliidae.